GUAUGAUUCUGGAUAACAUUUCGUGGAAAUUUAAUAGCUAUUGAUUCCGCGUCAGCUUGUUAAAAAGUUAACUGCUAAAAAAUGACGAAUAAGUCGGAAUCAAAGGCGUUUCUUGAACCUGGCACUUUCCACUUUGUAAAAUGGAAAAAUGACAUACGCAAAGCUGAAAUUCUCGAAAAAAGGAUCUGUGAGGAUAGUUCUAACGACUAUAUUUACUACGUGCACUAUGAAGGGUUUGACCGAAGACUUGACGAAUGGGUCACCCCUGAAAGAUUUGUUAAAGCCGUGGUUACUUCCUCGUCAGGAGCAACACCAGCAAAACGGGCUGGAGUUGACGAAGAAGCAACUGACGAGGGAGAAGCAUCUUAUCAAAGUCGAUUUCCCAAAAAGCGAAAACUUAAUGACGGUGGUUCUGUAAAAGGACCAAAAAGGGAAGAUGCUCUUGAAAAAGAGCACGAGAAGAAUACAAAGGUCCGAAACAUUGGUGCUGCCGUGUUUGGACAAUACGAAAUCGACACGUGGUACUAUUCACCUUUUCCUGACGAGUAUAAGUACCUCGAAAAAGUAUACUUUUGUGAGAGAUGCAUGAAGUAUAUGAAGAUGAAAGAGACAUGGGGGCGACACAUGUCUCUUUGCGAUCACAAAUGUCCUCCAGGAGGGUUAGUUUAUGAAAGUGGUCGAAAUAAGAUAUAUGAGAUCGACGGAAAACUGAAUAAGCUUUACUGUCAGAAUCUUUGCCUUUUGGCAAAAUUUUUUAUCGACCAUAAAACUAUCUACUAUGAUGUAGAAGGGUUUAUUUUUUAUAUACUGACCGAGAAUGACGAGAACGAGGAGCAUGUCGUAGGAUACUUCUCGAAGGAGAAAGUAUCGUACGAUAAUAAUAACUUGGCCUGCAUAUUGGUCUUUCCGCCUUACCAAAGACGAGGACAUUCGCAAUUGCUGAUUGAAUUCAGCUAUGAACUUUCUAAAAAAGAGGGUAAAAUUGGUUCCCCAGAGAAACCUAUUUCCGAUUUAGGAAUGAAAGGAUACCGCGCUUAUUGGAACAAAGCAAUACUUCGUCUUCUAAAGAAUUGCAAAGGAGCAGACAAACUACGGCUACAUCAGCAGUUACUAUUCAUCCAAUAAACAAUGUAGUGAACGGAGAUCAUCGACACGAGCCAUACCAUCAGGUUCAUAAUCAUAACUCGCACAAGAACCAACAACACAAAUUGCAUCAUGAUGAAGAAUACACUCAGAAACGUAACCAAAACCGUUUUGUAUGUAUAACGAGAAGAAUGGUCGAUGACUACAUUCGAAGCCAUGGUAUAAGGCUCGAGAAUAGGGUAUUCGACGUUCGUGGUCUCAAAUGGGUUCCCGAUGGAAGCCGUUAAGACGCAAGGGGCUAAAG
Molecule: messenger RNA, 1387 nt
Organism: Rhizophagus irregularis DAOM 181602=DAOM 197198
Lineage: Eukaryota; Fungi; Glomeromycota; Glomeromycetes; Glomerales; Glomeraceae
Source: RefSeq, a predicted model, not a curated record